GUUCAGGAUCAAUGGCUGAACACGUGGCUCUUGAAGACAUAACAAAUUGUCCAAUUCAUAAUAUUGAUGAAGAUAAUAAUGUUUUUUCAACUACUACAACCCGUCCAUCUCGUACCGAACAUCGACUCAGAAUGCUUGCAAAGAACUUCAAAGACAUCCGCUCAUCAUCAAUGGCUUCUUCAAGUUCAGCUGCUCUUCGUCCUUUUGGGACGGCUCGAUUGACACCUGGAAGACAAACUGGAAGACAGACACAACAACAGAUUAGUGCUCCAGAACCAAUGAUAGCUAUUGCUCUCUCGGAUAUGGAGUACCUAAUGCGGUCGGCUAGAUCAAGCAGAAGCUCAGGAAGAUCAGAACGCCAGCCAGGAUGCACAUGCUGCUGCCACAUUGCUGCUGGGGUUACUGUAAUUCCACGUGUCGCCCGUUUUUCAAUCGAAGGAGGACUCUCAACACACACCCUUAUGAAUCAUUCUGAUAAUCGGAUAGCAGUAAAAAUCACAUGCAGUGACAACAAUAUGUACAGAGUGACACCUGUAUAUGCAACUGUUGAGCCUGGACAAAGUCUUCCACUUCAUAUCGCCCGAAUUACCAGUGACCUAAUCAAACGUGAUCGUCUCUGUGUCAAUAUUCUCGAAGCAGAUGGCAAUAAGGAAGCUCGCGAAAUUUUCAAAAAGAACGCGAAUACACGUGCACCAGCUUCAAUCAAUAUGGCCCUUGAGGCAACAAAUGACAAUCAGAAUCAUCAUCAUCAGGAGUAAAGAAACACAAAUAUGUACAUGCAGACAAACAAAACUACCAACUUUCAUUCUUUUUAUGCCUUUUUUCUUAUUUUCUUUGAUAAAAACAUAAUAAAACAAUAUGAAAUGACAUCACAAA
This is a messenger RNA of Caenorhabditis elegans, 876 nucleotides long. RefSeq names its product Major sperm protein. The transcript is spliced from 6 exons. The record is from RefSeq and is marked reviewed. The coding region runs from base 171 to 758 and encodes 195 amino acids. NCBI's taxonomy places the organism in Eukaryota, Metazoa, Nematoda, Chromadorea, Rhabditida, Rhabditidae.